UCCACCUUUAAGCCCUCAGAACUACCAGAACUGAACUGCCCUCUCCCGCUACCAGCCCAAAGACAUUCUGCCCCACGCCCUUGUCUGCUUUAUCAAAUGCCCAAAAACAGCAAGGCCGUCAAGAGAGAGCUUGACGACGAUGUCACAGAGUCUGUCAGAGACCUGCUAUCCAACGAGGACACAUGUGAUGAUUCCUUCAAGAAGAGCUCGCUGAUCGCUGGUGGCGGCGGAGGUGAUGGGGAAGGGGAGGAGCUUAACCUUAACGGAGAUGUGGACGUGGAGGACGGAGGCUCGGACGCAGAGGAUGAUGCAGCGAGACCAGCCUGGAACAGCAAGCUGCAAUACAUCCUAGCCCAGGUGGGCUUCUCUGUAGGCCUGGGCAAUGUCUGGAGAUUCCCCUACCUGUGUCAGAAGAACGGAGGGGGUGAGUAGCUGUUGUGCUUAUUGGUUAGGGUAUAGAAGUCGCCUGCCCUUAUGGUUAGGAUUUGGGGAGGUUAGCCUGCCCCAUCGUGUGGUGUGUGUGUGUGUGUGUGUGUAUGUGUAUGUGUAUGGAUGUUAAGUGUGUGAACCUCCUGUUGUGUUGUGGUGCUCGUCUGUCAAAACCAGACUUUGCUCUGUGACCUUGGUGAUCCAAGCUCUCAAGAUCAACAUCACAGUGGUCACAUGACUGUCUGAGUCUAUCUCCGUCUCUCCUCUUUCAAUAACCUAGUAACAACCAGCAAAUAACACAAUGAUAACCACGCUACAACAAGCAACAAUAACAGCACACAAUACCAGCAACACCCCAUCAAUUACUGUUAUUUUAACCACACAGCAACAACCAAUGACAAAUCAAAUCAAAGUUUAUUGGUCAUGUACACAGAUUUGCAGAUGUUAUCACAGGUGCAGAGAAAUGCUUGUGUUUCUAACUCCAACAGGGCAGUAAUACCUAGCAAUAAAUAAAUAAAUACACACAUAAUCCAGAAAAAAAAACAAAUCUAAACAUAUCAGAACGAGCAAAUCAAAUCAAAUGUAUAUUUUAUUUGUCACAUACACCGAACACAACUGGUGUAGACUUUACCGCUUGCUUAUGAGCCCUUCCCAACGAUGCAGAGUUUAAAAUAAUAACACAAGAAGAGGACUAAAAUACACAAGAAUGGAGCUAUGUACAGGGAGCAGUAGUACUAGAUCAAUGUGCAGAGGUACGAGGUAUUUCAGGUAGCUACUGUAUUUACAUGAAGGCAGGGUCAAGUGACUAGGCAUCAGGAUAGAUAAUAAAGAGCAGAGUAGCGUGUGUGUGUGUGUGUGUGUGUGUGUAAUGUGUACAUACACUGAGUGUACAACAUAUUAGGAACACCUGCUCUUUCCAUGACCUAGACUGACCAGGUGAAUCCAGGUGAAAGCUAUGAUCCCUUAUUGAUGUCACCUGUUAAAUCCACUUCAAUCAGUGUAGAUGAAAGGGUGGAGAUAGGAUAUAGAAGGAUUUUUAAGAAUUGAGACAAUUAAGACAUGGAUUGUGUAUGUGUGCCAUAAAGAGGGUGAAUGGGCAAGAGAAAAUAUUUAAGUGCCUUUGAACUGCAACGCUGCUGGGUUUUUCACGCUCAACAGUUUCCCGUGUGUAUCAUGAAUGGUCCACCACCCAAAUGACAUCCAGCCAACCUGACAUAACUUUGGGAAGCAUUGGAGUGAACAUGGGCCAGCAUCCCUGUGGAAUGCUUUCGAGACCCUGUAGAGUCCAUGCCCCCGACGAAUCAAGGCUGUUCAGAUCGUAAAAGGGGGGUGCAACUCAAUAUUAAUGUUUUGUACACUCAAUGUAUAUGUGAAUGGUUUCUGUCUGUAUGCGUGUGUGUGUGUGUGUAUAGUCCAUCUCAUGUUUUCCAGGUCUGUUUAAGUGGCCACCCUGCUGGCUUCUGCUGUAUUUAUACUGAACAAAAAUAUAAACGCGACAUGUAAAGUGUUGGUCCAUGUUUCAUGAGCUGAAAUAAAAUAUCCUAGAAAUUUCCAUAAGCACAAAAAGCUUAUUUAUCUCAAAUGUUGUGCACAAAUUUGUUUAUAUCCCUGUUAGUGAGCAUUUCUCCUUUGCCAAGAUAAUCCAUCCACCUGACAGGUGUGUUAUAUCAAGAAGCUGAUUAAACAGCAUGAUCAUUACACAGGUGCACCUUGUGCUGGGGACAAUAAAAGGCAACUGUAAAAUUUGCAGUUUUGUCACACAACACAAUGCCACAGAUGUCUCAAGUUUUGAGGGAACGUGCAAUUGGCAUGCUGACUGCAUGAAUGUCCACCAGAGUUGUUGCCAGAUAAUUUAUGUUCAUUUCUCUACCAUAAGCUGCCUCCAACGCCGUUUUAGAGAAUUUGGCAAUACGUUCAACCUCACAACCGCAGACCAUGUAUAACCACGCCAGCCCAGGACCUCCACAUCUGGCUUCUUCCCCUGCGGAAUCGUCUGAGAACAGCCACCUGGACAGCUGAUGAAACUGUGGGUUUGCACAACCGAAGAAUUUCUGCACAAACUGUCAGAAACCGUCUCAGGGAAGCUCAUCUGCGUGCUCGUCGUCCUCACCAGGGUCUUGACCUGACUGCAGUUUGGCGUCAUAACUGACUUCAGUGAGCAAAUGCUCACCUUCGAUGGCCACUGGCCAACUGGAGAAGUGUGCUCUUCACGGAUGAAUCCCGGUUUCAACUGUACCGGGCAGAUGGCAGACAGCGUAUAUAUGGCGUCGUGUGGACAAGCGGUUUGCUGAUGUCAACGUUGUGAACAGAGCGCCCCAUGGUGGCAGCGGGUUUAUGGUAUGGGCAGGCAUAAGCUAUGGACAACGAACACAAUUGCAUUUUUUAUCGAUGGCAAUUUGAAUGCACAGAGAUACCGUGCCCAUUGUCGUGCCAUUAAUCCGUCGCCAUCACCUCAUGUUUCAGCAUGAUAAUGCACGGCCUCAUGUCACAAGGAUCUGUACACAAUUCUUGGAAGCUGAAAAUGUCCCAGUUCUUCCAUGGCCUGCAUACUCACCAGACAUUGAGCAUAUUUGGGAUGCUCUGGAUCGACGUGUACGACAGCGUGUUCCAGUUCCCGCCAAUAUCCAGCAACUUCACACAGCCAUUGAAGAGGAGUGGGACAACAUUCCACAGGCCACAAUCAACAGCCUGAUCAACUCUAUGCAAAAGGAGAUGUGUCACGCUGCAUGAGGCAAAUGGUGGUCACACCAGAUACUGACUGGUUUUCCUCUUUUUAAGGUAUCUGUGACCAACAGAUGCAUAUCUGUUUUCCCAGUCAUGUGAAAUCCAUAGAUUAGGGCCUAAUGAAUUUAUUUCAAUUGACUGAUUUCCUUAUAAGAACUGUAACUCAGUAAAAUCUUUGAAAUUGUUGCAUGUUGCGUUUAAAUUGUUGUUCAGUGUAGAUUAAAAUGUCAAGUCUACCUACAGUGGGGAGAACAAGUAUUUGAUACACUGCCGAUUUUGCAGGUUUUCCUACUUACAAAGCAUGUAGAGGUCUGUGAUUUUUAUCAUAGGUACACUUCAACUGUGAGAGACGGAAUCUAAAACAAAAAUCCAGAAAAUCACAUUGUAUGAUUUUUAAGUAAUUACAUUUGCAUUUUAUUGCAUGACAUAAGUAUUUGAUACAUCAGAAAAGCAGAAUAUAUCUGCUUUAAUAUUUGGUACAGAAACCUUUGUUUGCAAUUACAGAGAUCAUACGUUUCCCGUAGGUCUUGACCAGAUUUGCACACACUGCAGCAGGGAUUUUGGCCCACUCCUCCAUACAGACCUUCUCCAGAUCCUUCAGGUUUCGGGGCUGUCGCUGGGCAAUACGGACUUUCAGCUCCCUCCAAAGAUGUUCUAUUGGGUUCAGGUCUGGAGACUGGCUAGGCCACUCCAGGACCUUGAGAUGCUUCUUACGGUCUUACGGAGCCACUCCUUAGUUUCCCUGGCUGUGUGUUUCGGGUCGUUGUCAUGCUGGAAGACCCAGCCACGACCCAUCUUCAAUGCUCUUACUGAGGGAAGGAGGUUGUUGGUCAAGAUCUCGCGAUACAUGGCCCCAUCCAUCCUCCCCUCAAUACGGUGCAGUCGUCCUGUCCCCUUUGCAGAAAAGCAUCCCCAAAGAAUGAUGUUUCCACCUCCAUGCUUCACGGUUGGGAUGGUGUUCUUGGGGUUGUACUCAUCCUUCUUCUUCCUCCAAACACGGCGAGUGGAGUUUAGACCAAAAAGCUCUAUUUUUGUCUCAUAAGACCACAUGACCUUCUCCCAAUCCUCCUCUGGAUCAUCCAGAUGGUCAUUGGCAAACUUCAGACGGGCCUGGACAUGCGCUGGCUUGAGCAGGGGGACCUUGCGUGCGCUGCAGGAUUUUAAUCCAUUACGGCGUAGUGUGUUACUAAUGGUUUUCUUUGAGACUGUGGUCCCAGCUCUCUUCAGGUCAUUGACCAGGUCCUGCCGUGUAGUUCUGGGCUGAUCCCUCACCUUCAUCAUGAUCAUUGAUGCCCCACAAGGUGAGAUCUUGCAUGGAGCCCCAGACCAAGGGUGAUUGACCGUCAUCUUGAACUUCUUCCAUUUUCUAAUAAUUGCACCAACAGUUGUUGCCUUCUCACCAAGCUGCUUGCCUAUUGUCCUGUAGCCCAUCCCAGCCUUGUGCAGGUCUACAAUUUUAUCCCUGAUGUCCUUACACAGCUCUCUGGUCUUGGCCAUUGUGGAGAGGUUGGAGUAUGUUUGAUUGAGUGUGUGGACAGGUGUCUUUUAUACAGGUAACGAGUUCAAACAGGUGCAGUUAAUACAGGUAAUGAGUGGAGAACAGGAGUGCUUCUUAAAGAAAAACUAACAGGUCUGUGAGAGCCGGAAUUCUUACUGGUUGGUAGGUGAUCAAAUACUUAUGUCAUGCAAUAAAAUGCAAAUGUAAUUACUUAAAAAUCAUACAAUGUGAUUUUCUGGAUUUUUGUUUUAGAUUCCGUCUCUCACAGUUGAAGUGUACCUAUGAUAAAAAUUACAGACAUCUACAUGCUUUGUAAGUAGGAAAACCUGCAAAAUCGGCAGUGUAUCAAAUACUUGUUCUCCCCACUGUAUCUAUCUACAGUUGAAGUCGGAAGUUUACAUACACCUUAGCCAAAUACAUUUCAACUCAGUUUUUCACAAUUCCUGACAUUUAAUCCUAGUAAAAAUUCCCUGUUUUAGGUCAGUUCGGAUCACCACUUUAUUUUAGAAUGUGAAAUGUCAGAAUAAUAGUAGAGAGAAUGAUUUAUUUCAGCUUUUAUUUAUUUCAUCACAUUCCCAGUGGGUCAGAAGUUUACACACACUUAAUUAGUAUUUGGUAGCAUUGCCUUUCAAUUGUUUAACUUGGGUCAAACGUUUCGGGUAGCCUUCCACAAGCUUCCCACAAUAAAUUGGGUGAAUUUUGGCCCAUUCCUCCUGACAAAGCUGGUGUAACUGAGUCAGGUUUGUAGGCUUCCUUGCUCGCACACGCUUUUUCAGUUCUGCCCACACAUUUUCUAUAGGAUUGAGGUCAGGGCUUUGUGAUGGCCACUCCAGUACCUUGACUUUGUUGUCCUUAAGCCAUUUUGCCACAACUUUGGAAGUAUGCUUGGGGUCAUUGUCCAUUUGGAAGACCCAUUUGCGACCAAGCUUUAACUUCCUGACUGAUGUCUUGAGAUGUUGCUUCCUUCCUCAUGAUGCCAUCUAUUUUGUGAAGUGCACCAGUCCCUCCUGCAGCAAAGCACCCCCACCAAAGUACGUUCAUCUCUAGGAGAGAGAACGCGUCUCCUUCGUGAGCGGUAUGACGGCUGCGUGGUCCCAUGGUGUUUAUACUUGUGUACUAUUGUUUGUACAGAUGAACGUGGUACCUUCAGGCGUUUGGAAAUUGCUCCCAAGAAUGAACCAGACUUUUGGAGGUCUACAAAAACAUUUCUGAGGUCUUGGCUGAUUUAUUUUGAUUUUCCCAUAAUGUCAAGCAAAGAGGCACUGAGUUUGAAGGUAGGCCUUGAAAUACAUCCACAGGUACACCUCCAAUUGACUAAAAUUAUGUCAAUUAGCCUAUCAGAAGCUUCUAAAGCCAUGACAUAAUUUUCUGGAAUUUCCCAAGCUGUUUAAAAGGCACAGUCAAUGUAGUGUGCGUAAACUUCUGACCCACUGGAAUUGUGAUACAGUGAAUUAUAAGUGAAAUAAUCUGUCUGUAAACAAUUGUUUGAAAAAUUACUUGUGUCUGCCAAAACUAUAGUUUGUUAACAAGAAAUGGAGUGGUUGAUUACAAGUUCGGGAAGAAAGUGAUUGCAGUACUUUUCUUCUGUUUUCCCAAAAGUCAAGCCAGUCAAAAGCAAACGUUGUUUUGAAACUGUCGCUUAUUGACAAAUGUGAUAUCCUCAUUUCUCAUUCACCAUCAGUGACUUUAGAGCUGCCAGAAUAACAGAAUAUUUGUGAAAAGCAAAACAUAUAAAGGCUUAGAGGUUAGGUUUUUAUGCAAAUCUUGUACUGGCUAUAGAUUGUAUUAAUCUCUUUCAGUUACUGGCAAUGUGGCUCUAGCAGUAAAGACACAACCACCAUUUCCUGUGAAGAAAGGUUUUUGUAAUCUUUCUCCUGUACCAUUUGUCUACCAGUUGCAGUCCCUGAGAGUAACAGACGCAGACAGACCCUGUUUACAGACCUGUGCUAUUAUGGGCUGUUUCUUAGUCAUUCUCCCUGAAGCUGUCUGUAAAGCAUAUAAAGAAUGUCAUCAUCCUGAUGUGGAUUCCAGUAGCCACAGAUCAAUUUGGAUCAUCUGAGACCUGAGUAUCUUUCCAGAUCAAAAUACUUAUGUGGCACAACACACCAUGAUGAGGGAGAUGACUUGAGAGAGAGAGAGAGAGAGAGAGAGGCGGAACUGGUGUGGUGUGCAGUCACUACAUGGUGUGUGGGUGUGUGUGUGUGUGUGUGUGGCUGCGUGCAUACGGGCGUGUGUGUUCGCAUCAUGCUCAUGUGUGUGUAUGUUUGUGUGUGACAUAGUUCUGACCCAGUGUGUGUUUGUCCUUCUUCGCAGGGGCGUACCUGGUUCCCUACCUCAUUCUGCUGAUUGUGAUUGGCAUCCCCCUAUUCUUCCUGGAGCUGUCGGUGGGGCAGCGGAUCCGCAGGGGCAGCAUCGGGGUGUGGAACUACAUCAGCCCUCGCCUGGGGGGCAUCGGUUUCGCCAGCUGUGUGGUGAGUGAAGUCAGAUGCACUGCUACCAAGACUGUGUGUGAAAACGUAUUCCUCAGUCUGACGUGUCCCCACUUACUCCUCAGUCUGACGUCCCCACUUGCGCCAGAGAAUAGCUAGCUUUUCGCGUGGCGCUGACUGGUAGGACGCUUCGUGAGGGCGGUCACGUGUGCUAGCAAAGCAGCGGUCCUGGGUUCGAGUCGACUCAGGAGGAAGUGGUACUCGCUAAGCAUGCAGCGUGACGUCCUUUACAUGGGCACUGUACACACUUCCUUAGAAUAAAGGGGAAAGCAGACACGUAAACAGGACUGUUUCUUUCUGCUUCACAUGCAAACACGCACACAUUUUGCUCCAUUUUCUUUAAACCCAUCUACCCUUAGCAUCUUUCUAUGGUAAUGAAUUGAGAAAUGACAAGACAAGCUGCCUUUUAAAGAGUAACUGUCUUCUCCAUGUCAUCUCAGCCAGUAUAAACUCAUUUCAUGAGUCAUUGUGUUCCGGUCUCUGUUUCUUAAUGGCCGCCACGCAGUGGAGAGCAGAGGGAAUUCUGGGUACUGAAUAGGUCACGUGUCACCAACACCUUUCUGUGAACUAACUGGCAGCACGUGUCAACCAUGAUAACACUGCCAACAAUGAUAACACUGCCGACCACGAUAACACUGCCGACCACGAUAACACUGCUGACCACGAUAACACUGUCGACCAUGAUAACACGUGCUGGUUGAGGAUGGUUUAAAUGUAGUCCUUUGACAGGUGGUACCAUGUUAAACUGAUUUUGUUGGACUAGUGUGUCGCCUUGGCUUUCUCUGUUAGGAUUGCUGGAAAACCCAUUAAGACAAAUGCAUUUAUAAUAAGCAUCAUAUCGAUGUGUGUUUAUAAGGUAGUGAUGAUUUAGAUUGUGUGUUUUAAACACUAACUUGUUUGUGUACUGCAGGUGUGUUUCUUUGUGGCCCUCUACUACAAUGUGAUCAUCGGGUGGAGUCUAUUCUAUUUCUCCCAGUCCUUCCAGCAGCCUCUGCCAUGGCACGAGUGUCCCCUGGUCAAGAACAAAAGCACUACGUGUAAGGCAAACACACACCCAUGCUCACACCCAUGCUCACACCUUCACCACACAAGAGGCAAUAACUACCCUACUGAGUGUCUCUGAAUAACUAGCAUACAAGUUCAUAAAAAGCAUGCAAUAAAGUCGUGGUGCAUUUACCACCCAGUGAAAGCGAUACAGUAAGCCGUUAGCCAUACUGUAGAUUCACAGUAAUCCAUUAUAAAGUGAGCUCUAACGAGUGAGGUGACCACAGAAACUCAACUCCAGGUGUUCUGCACCUGUUUCAUCAGUAACACCCUCCAUGUUGUCCCUCCUACCUCCAGACGUGGUGCCUGAGUGUGAGAAGAGCUCGGCCACCACCUACUACUGGUACCGUGAGGCUCUGAACAUCUCGGAUUCCAUCUCUGAGAGCGGUGGCCUCAACUGGAGGAUGACCAUCUGUCUGCUGGCCGCCUGGUCCAUGGUCUGCCUCGCCAUGAUCAAGGGCAUCCAGUCCUCUGGGAAGGUGAGUGAGUGAGUGAGUGUAAGAGUGAGAUGGGAAAUUGACCUAAUAAGAGUCUGCAAGUAAGAGAGAAAAAUAGUUUGUGUGAGACAGAGCAUGCUAGAUAGUUACUGUAUACCUGGCAGUGGCAGCCGCCAAUUGGCUGAAUACCCAGGGAGGCGGGGGGGGGGGGGGGGGGGGGGGGGGGGGGGGGGGGGGGGGGGGGGGGGGGGGGAUAUAUAAAGUGAUCUGUGCAUUUGAACAACAGCAUAAAUAGACCUAUUUCACUUUUGCAUGUAAAAACAGAAUCACCACUGCUGCCACUGUUUUGAUUACCAAAAGUUAUAUUUUUAGAACGAGCAGCGCGCAGCCAGCUCCCAAGUGCAUUGGUGACACAAGCACACAACGAGCACAGAUGCAGCAAGUGAAAAUAAAUGAUCUAACUGGGAUAGCUAACUAGCAUAACGUCAGAAGCGUCAUGAGCUCGCCAGUAACUUUAGUUAGACUUGAUUGGCAUGAGAGCUAGCAAGCUAGCUACCGGAAUGCUAGCUUGCUGGUAGCUAUUGUCAAAAUUGGGCACAGAGACAUGUUUUUUUUUUUGCCCUACCAUGAUCGCGAGAAGGUUGUAGCUACUGUAUCCCUCUGUCCUUCGACUGUUAAUGGAUGUGGAUGUCUGGUUCAGGUCCCAGGCGCCCAAUGACUGUAAUGAUUAUUUUUAUUUACAAGUUAUUUACAAGUUACACAUUGCAAUUUGCUCUUUAGCGCCAACUGUUCAGUACCUGAUAGAGCAGGCCCAGAAGACCUGGACCUUCAUUACAACACCCCAGGAAAGGUCCAUUUACUUUGUGCUGUGAAAAUCAUGUGAUGAAAUCCUGCAAUCUCAUUGCUGCAGUCCUCCCCAAUAGCAAGCAAUGUAAUAGUUGGCAAAGCAAUCCAAGCGCUGGGCAGCAGGCUGAAUGCCCGGAGCUGUUGAUGGCAGAGCAGUAGGUAACCGAGCAGUAGUGCUGAGCGAUUAACCAAAAUAUAGGUUAUUUUGGGGUUUAUAAAACAACUAAUUGACCGACAUCGGUUCAAUUACUUGAAUUCCAUUUAGUUAGUAUUUUUUCUGUGAGCUCGAUGUGCAGUUUCUGUAGAGAUACAUCAGAACUAUGAACUGUGCGAUGUAGUUGGGAGUUGUAUUUUCCAACAGGCCAAUAUUCUACAUAGUUUAGCGCAGAAAAUGCGGUAAUGACCAUGAGACAUUGCACGCCCACUUAAACUUGUCCGGUCUAUGCAGAGCAGACACGGAGACUGAGAGAAGAGAGAUCGCACUAUUGAGAGGGAUAGAAAGCAGUUGCUUAGCGAGCCUGAAAAUACAUGAUCUAAGUGAUUGAUAGUUGGUAUUCAGCAGUCAUAAAAGUAUGCCUUAUUUACUACUAAAAUAGUGAUUUUGUCAGACAGCAUAGGCAGCAGCGCUAUAGGGAUGAGAUGAUGACUUGGAAUUAAAUAAAGUUAUCAAAUAAAACAUUUUAUUAAAGUAAAAUAAUGUGAAUAAAUGAUGGUUAAUAAGUGAUAAGCAGCAAUGGGAAGUCGCUACCAUCAUGGGACUUUUAUUAAUUGUUUUAUUCAGUGUUGUUACAGGAUUCAACCUACAUAAUGCAUAGUGCAUUUAAUGUCUAAAAAUGUUUAUCAAAACCGAAAUCGAAAACCAUGAUUCAUUUUUUAUAAUCGAACCCGAACCGACUUCAAAAAGCACUAAUCGCUCAGCACUACUGAACAGCUAGUUUUGAACAAAACAUUUUUGAAACAGUCAAAUGUACACAAAUUAACGACACUUUUAUGGACAUUUUAAACAUAAUCCUUGAAUUAUAUAAUAUAUAUUUUAUUGAAAAUCACAAGUGGGGCAUUUUUUUUUUUUUACAGUAAUCCUCAUUGGAAUAUUCCAUGAUGCUAACAGCACCAUCGAGUUUAGCUAGCAUUAACCCUUCGUUCUGUGUCAGGCUGGUGCUGGCAGGUCAGGAGACACUGUCAGGUCUUUCUCAACCUGCCUCAAGUUGGAAAAACCAGAGUCUGAGUGACUGACACUAACUCUGUGUGACUCUGAGGCUGUUCAAUUAUGGGCACUGUACCAUUGGGUCUUUAUCGUUCCUUGUGCAUUUUAGCAAAGGCAGUUUCUACUCCUCUUAGAGUAUUUCUGGUCUUUUAGGACUAUGGCCCUGUCCUGUGCUAUCUGAGCUUGGCGUUCCCUUUUGAUCCAGCCAUUGUCCCUCUUCCUGGUCUUAUCCCAACAGCUGUCCUAUGUUUUCUUGGUUCUAUUCAAGCCCCCGUCUCUACUGUACAGUCUCCAUAACACACACAGACAAAACAAGAUGGAUUCCCUGGCCUCAAACAGACAGAUGUGGUUGUUAUUUUUAAUUUUUUUCUAAUCAAUCUACUCACAAUGCCCCAUAAUGACAAAGCAAAAACAUGUUUUUAGAAAUGUUUGCUAAUGUAUUAAAAAUAAAAAUAAAUAACACAUUUGGCAGGACAGCAGGGAAACGCACUAUCCCAAUCUGCCACAACCUGUCUGUGGAGGUCUAACCGAUUAUUGUAAUCAUCAUAAUUACAGUGGCUUCAGAAAGUAUUCACACCCCUUGACUGUUUCCAGUAAGUUGCAUGGACUCAUUCUGUGUGCAAUAUUAGUGUGUUUAACAUGAGUUUUGAAUGACUACCUCAUCUCUGUACCCCACACAUACAAUUAUCUGUAAGGUCCCUCAGUUGAGAAGUGAAUUUCAAACACAGUUUAAACCACAAAGACCAGGGAGGUUGUCCAAUGCUUCUCAAAGAAGGGCACUUAUUGGUAGAUCGGUAAAAAAAAAACUUUGCACACAUUGAAUAUCCCUUUGAGCAUGGUGAAGUUAUUAAUUACAUUUUGGAUGGUGUAUCAAUAUACCCAGUCACUACAAAGAUACAGGCAUCCUUCCUAACUCAGUUUCCGGAGAGGAAGGAAACCGCUCAGGGAUUUCACCAUGAGGCCAAUGGUGACUUUAAAACAGUUACAGAGUUUAAUGGCUGUGAUAGGAGAAAACUGAGGAUGGAUCAACAUUGUAGUUACUCCACAAUACAGUACUUACCUAAAUAACUGAGUAAACAGAAUAAAAAAUAUUCCAAAACAUGCAUCCUGUCUGCAAUAAGGCACUAAAGUAAAACUGCAUAAAAUAUGAAAUUAAUUUUAUGUUCUGAUUACAAAGCGUUAUGUUUGGGGCAAAUCCAACACAACACAUCACUGAGACCACUUCAUAUUUUCAAGCAUGGUGGUGGCUGCAUCAUGUUAUGGGUAUGCUUGUCAUCGGCAAGGACUAGGGAGUUAAGCACAGGCAAAAUCCUAGAGGAAAACCUGGUUCAGUCUGUUUUCCAACAGACACUGGGAGACAAAUUCACCUUUCAGUAGGACAAUAACCUAAAACACAAGGCCAAAUAUACUCUGGAGUUGCUUACCAAGAAGACAUUGAAUGUUCCUGACAUUGAUAUUGUGCCCUAUAGGCAAUAUCAAAAUCCGCCAAAAUAGGUUAAAUUACCAGAUUGUCAUGUGGUUUAUUAUGUUAGGCUAUCUGUAUUACUGGGCUAUAUCAGCCAAUAUGCUAUCUGUAUUACUGGGCUAUAUCAGCCAAUAUGCUAUCUGUAUUACUGGGCUAUAUCAGCCAAUAUGCUAUCUGUAUUACUGGGCUAUAUCAGCCAAUAGGCUAGCCGUAGUUUGAAGAGAGCAGAGUUGGAGAGACUUGCGCUUUCUCUUGAGCUACGUUUUAUAGCCUACCUUUUCGGAGUGGGACGAUUUUCAUAAGGAGACAAAUAUGGGUGAUCAAUAUUUAUUUCUAAGCAAUGUAGUAAGAUAUAGCCAAAUCCUAUUUAGGAAGUACAUUUCCUUGGAAAGAUAACUGCCCGUGCUUCUUCGUCCAUGCAUAGGAUAUAGGCUACUCCAUUUAAUUGAGCCCACACACGCACCUGAUCUCGCACGUAUGGCAACGGAAGCAUCGAAUGAUGAGAGCGGACACUUGCACUUUCUCUUGAGCUACGUUUUGCAUAUAGCAUAUAGCCUACUUUUUAGGAGGACGAUUUGCAGGCAGAGACAAAUAAAUGGGUAAUCAAUUUGUAUUGACAAUGAAAAGGCACAACGCUUGCUCACCAUGGUAGCCUAUGCGUGCGUUGCGCCUUUUGCUUUUCAAUGAUGAUUGCAUUUUUUGGUUCCACCUCGACUCACGUUGGUUGAGCGCCCUCCACUUCUUUUCAUUAUCAAUAUUUAUUUACAGACACUGUAGUAAUGUCAUCAUAUUUAAUUUAAUUUCCCUGGAAAGAUAACUGCCAAUUUAUUCUCCACCCAUGCAUAGGCAGCCUACUCUAUUUCAUUGAGACCGCACAUAGGCCUAUAGUGUACUUUAUCUCACACACCCAACUGUGAGAGGAGGUAGGCUACUUAGACUGUGUGAAUAAUGCUACAAAGAUGUGUUUUUAAUACAAUUGGAAGGCUAACGCAUGCAAAGCAGAAAGACAACCGUUUCCAAAUAAUCUGCGGGACAACAAAAAUAUUUUUAUCCCAAAGUUGUCUGUCUGACUGCCCGCUCCCAACCGCAGCAUGAAAAAUGCUGACCGCACCGCAAUGAUCUCUGUCGGGUCCCGAAUGAUUCUGGACCCUUCUUUAACAUGCCAUUUACGUCAAAGAUAGAGAUUUGUUUGUAAAAAAAAGAAAACUUCUCCUUUAAGAUCCCGGACUGCAUCUUUAACAAUGAACAAGUGUGAGGCCCUCCUUGGGCCCCACAACAGUCUCGAUGGCCUUUUAAGUUGGAGAGAGAGUGGAAAUGGCUAUGAGCUUUCCUUUCCCCUCCUGGUGAAGGGGCCAGAGCAGGAGAACCUUUGAAGCUUUGCCACACAAAAUAAUAUGAAUGUCCCUCUCGCCCCUCGUUUACAAAAGCCUAUUCCUAGGAAUAUCCCCACUGUGAUCUACAUUUUCUUUUUCAUUUCUGUGUGUGGGUAUGAGGAUGCAUGAAAGACCGAGGGAGAGAGGGGAGCAGACCGGUUGCCAUGGUUAUAUGCGCUCUUUCGCAUGAUUGUUAGGAGUGUACUCACCAAAACAUAGAAAUGGGGGAGAGAAAAAAAACAUUUAGCUGACUGUGUGGUGAACAGGGACUAAAUGGCUGGGUAUUAAAUGGCUUAUUCAUUUUCCACUCGAAAUCUACUUUUUGCUUGCAUUGUUGACAGAAAAUUCUGUGCAGCUACAAAAGAACGCCUCAAAGUAAAAGCACCAUUAUGACAGGUUUGAGUUGCCGUAAUGAUAGAUAGUGAUGGGGGGGGGACAAUCAGGUACAUAUCGCAAUAUUAAUUUGGAGGAUAUUAUAUCGAUACUUUCACUCCAAGUAUCGAUUUGUAAAAACAUUUUUAUUUGUAUUUAUUUUUGCUAGGUAGCGUUAGUCGGCUGUACCUGCGCCAAAACUCCGAUAUUUUUCAUCCUAUAGCUUGUUCUCCAGCUAGUCAACAUGUUUUCAGCACUUUUAUUUCCAUGACUGAUCCAUGACUAACCUUUAUUUUGACAGGGAGUCAAUGCUGAGACCAAUGUCUCUUUUCCAUUUUAACACCUAGGUCUAAGCUUAGGCAUUCAGGUGAUGUCAUUUUAACACCUAGUAUAAGCUUAGGCUUUCAGGUGGCGUCAUUUUAACACCUAUUCUAAGCUCAGGCAUUCAGGUGGCGUCAUUGUAACACCUAGUCUAAGCUCAGGCAUUCAGGUGGCGUCAUUUUAACACCUAGUCUAAGUUUAGGCAUUCAGGUGGUGUCAUUUUAACACCUAGUCUAAGCUUAGGCAUUCCGGUGGUGUCAUUUCAAAAUCUAGUCUAAGCUAAGGCAUUCACAACUGUAUGACCAGUGCAGGAUUAAGCUCUAACUGGUCCUCCAGUUAAGCUCUUUACCUGGUUUCCCCUUUAGAGGCCACCAGGCAGGCAGAGGCCCACCCCUGAACCCAACCCUGCUCAUGACUGAACUCCGAACCAUCUUAAAUCUUAAACCACGCCUCAGAGCCUAUGGAGUGACUCAACUUACUCCCCCUGCCCACCCCGCUCUUCAAUCCACAAUCCCCUAGUAUCCUCCCAGAUAAUACAGUAUAUCACCAAGCACAAAGCAAGGAGGCCCCUCCCUCUGUCAGCUUAGUGGGACAGUGGGACAAAAGCUCUUGUGUGGGCCCCUGCCCAGAGGCCGGUCAGUAUCCUUGGCCCUGAAAGCACCCAUAGCAGUUCAGUAGAGUAGACCUCCCCUGGGAUAGGGCCUCCUAUUGCAUCACUCACUUCAGUCAUUUGCUUCUUCCUCUGUAUUCUUCCACUCACUGUAUUGCGGUCCGCAGGGCUGUGGAUUUCUCUGUGGAUUACUGCCACCCCCACAGGUCAGGAAGAGACAACAGAGGCAGCCUCAGAGAUCCCUUUAGAUAAAGCCCAGAAGAGGUAGCCUCAGAGACUUGUAUUUAUUAUGGAUCCCCAUUAGCUGUUGCCAAGGCAGCAGCUACUCUUCCUGGGUUCCAAACACAUUAAGGCACUUACAUCACAAAAUAAACGAACAAAAACUAAAUAAAACAUAACAUCACCACACCACUACAUAUCCACAGCACAAAAUGUACAAUAGCACCAUACAACAAUAUUAAAAUGUACGUGUGUGUAGAGUGUGUGUGCUUGCGUGCGUGUGUGUGUGUCUAUUCACAGUCCGCAUUGUUCCAUAAGGUGUAGUUUUAUCUGUGUUUUAAAUCUAAUUUUACUGCUUGCAUGAGUUACUUGAUGUGGAAUUGAGUUCCAUGUAGUCAUGGCUCUGUGUAGUACUGUGCGCCUCCCAUAGUCUGUUCUGGACUUGGGGACUGUGAAGAGACCCCUGGUGGCAUGUCUUGUGGGGUAUGCAUGGGUGUCUGAGCUGUGCACUAGUCACUUGAACAGACAGCUCAGUACUUCCAACAUGUCAAUCCCUCUCACAAAGACAAGUAGUGAUGCAGUCAAGCUCUCCUCUACUUGGAGCCAGGAGAGUUUGACAUGCAUGUUAUUAAUGUUAGCUCUCUGUGUACAUUUAAGGGCCAGCCAUGCCCAGAAGAGGAAGCCUCAUAGGUCCCUUUAGGUAAAGCCCAGAAGAGGAAGCCUCAGAGAUCCCUUUAGAUAAAGCCCAGAAGAGGAAGCCUCAGAGAUCCAUUUAGAUAAAGCCCAGAAGAGGAAGCCUCAGAGAUCCACUUAGAUAAAGCCCAGAAGUCAUCAGAUCACAGCAAUUAUCUCAUUAUCUUUAGGUUUAUAUAGUUAUUAACUCCAGACUUUGGGUCUGAGACAGGCUUGUCAAUAAGUAAAGUCUCAAGUCAGCCAUUAACUUUAUAAUGUACGAGUUGCAACAAGGUUGUUCUUCUGUUGUGGUUGUUUUACAGGUGAUGUACUUCAGCUCGUUGUUCCCUUACGUGGUGCUGAUCUGUUUCCUGGUCCGGGCUCUGCUCCUGAAAGGCUCUGUGGACGGGAUCCGACACAUGUUUACCCCUAAGGUACAGUAAUGCUGUUUUAUAGUUACACCCAACAUACAGUCAAUGUAAUGGUGCCAACUUCACACCCAAGGCACAGUCAACCCAAUGCUGCUGCAUACAGCCAACAUACUGCACUACACCCAAGGCACAGUCAACCCAAUGCUGCUGCAUACAGCCAACAUACUGCACUACACCCAGGCACAGUCAGGGCCCCAGACGUCUUCAGAGAGUUAGCCAAUGCACUUGUUUGAUCCAAUGCACUUGUUUGAUCCAAUGCACUCGUUUGAUUCAGUACGCUCGUUUGAUCCAGUACGCUCGUUUGAUCCAGUUGUGGAUCAAUGUUACAUUGUUCCCUUUACUGAAACAGGAAGGAAAAGAUAUUGACUGAAAAUGUGCCAUAAAUGUACAAAUAUUUUUUACCGGAGGUCAGCUAUUCAACAGCAGUGGUCCUCAACAUUGUUUACUAAAGAGGAAGGCCAUGUUGAAUGAAAAUGUGCCAGAAAUAUAUAUUUUUAAAUACACUAGUCUAUUAUAGGUUGGCUACUCAGCUGCCGUGGACCAAUGGCAACUCAGGCAAAAUGAAUAAUUUGAUUUGGGCUCUGCUGUGGUGGCAGACUUCUCACCAUGGUAACAGGAGCCGCUCGGCGCUCCCUGCUUUAUGUAACAUCCACGGCGGCGUGUUCCGUUCAUUUCACAACAGAGUCUCAUGUGUCUGCUGAUUCUCACACGGCUGACAUCUUCCUACUUCAAAGGCCUACGCUGCGUCUCCUGUGUGCAGGGAGGGAGACAUCAAAAGCAGGGCUCAUUGUGUGCUGCAUAAUGUGUGCCUUCUAACUGUGUUAAGCCUAUCACCACACAAAUAUACUGUAGGAUAUUUGAGGGCAGUGGCAUGAUAGAUAUGCUCUCAGUAUGUUGUGUCCUUGUUUGAUCUUCCAUAGUUUUGAUAAAUGGAGUUAACUCUCAACCAUGAUUCACAUGUCCACUGCUCUGCUCCACUGGUCCAAACAAUGGUUUGUACAUUACUAGAAAAACACAGACUCUCGUAAAAUAAAUAACGUAGUGUUGUCCUAAAGAGCCAAACGUCGGUAAAAUGUAUCCACCAACUCUAGUUGAGCUUCCUUUAGUCAGCACCUCACCUAAAUGUCCAUUCUUUAUUUAUUUCAUUCCAGUUGGAGAUCAUGCUGGAGGCCAAGGUGUGGCGUGAGGCGGCCACACAGGUCUUCUUCGCCCUGGGCCUGGGCUUCGGAGGUGUCAUAGCCUUCUCCAGCUACAACAAGCGGGACAACAACUGCCACUUCGACGCGGUGCUGGUCUCCUUCAUCAACUUCUUCACCUCUGUGCUGGCCACCCUGGUGGUGUUCGCCGUGCUCGGCUUCAAGGCCAACAUCAUGAACGUCAAGUGUAUCGCACUGUAAGUAUGGAUACGCAAUUACGCUGUCGUCAAUCAAUCAAUUCAAAUGUAUUUAUUAUACAAAAAACGUCUGUUUGAUGCUGACAUGAAGUUUGAGUCACACUGUGACCCACUGAGCCAUUGAAUAAGACCAGUAAGAUGUUAGCAAUAAGGUCUAUAACAGGGAUGGGCAACUGGCAGUAAUCAGCGGGCCCCCUUUUGUAGGCCCACGGAUCAAUUUAGGAACUCAGUUGUGGUCUCAACUUACUGUUGAGAGUUAGAAUAGUACAAUAUACAAGGUGCCAUUUAGAAAUGUGCAUCAGCAGUUUAGCAGUUUCUGUCUUGUUAUGUCAGUCACUGACAGUCACUCAAUUAGCCCAUGUAAGAUAACAUGUUUUAGAUUGGUAAGUUAGUCUAGCCAGCUAUCUAAACUUAGUAGUAAUCAUGGUCGAAUUACCGACCGGGGGCCCCCAUUGAUUUUGUUAGUCACUCUCACUCAGAUAUCAUAUUAAAAACAGCAAACAUUUCUCUCCACCCCAUGGCAAAAUCUGUAGAAUUGCUUAAAAUUAGUUAUAAAAUUGCAAAAAUGUCUCUGCUGUCAAGAGGGGGGCCGCUAAAUUAUUUUGCUCGCAAGGUGGGGAGCCCCCCAACAAAAUGUCACUUAGGGCCCCCAAAAGGCUACACCCUGACUGUGCCUGGGUGUAGUGCAGUAUGACUGCAUGUGUGAGUAUGGAUGUGGUUAUACAGACAGGCGAGCCACUGCGGCCUCUCAUGAUGAUUUCAGAUUUAUUGUAACCCCCACCCCAAUCAAAGUUGCCCAUUCAUGGCCUUUAAGAUAUUAGCAAUAAGGCCUAGAAGAUAUUAGCAUAGUCUAUGAUAAAGCAUCCAUUUUGAUCUGAUCUUAUUUCAUUUUCUAUCUCUCAGGAACACUAAGAAGAUAGUGGGUUUGCUGGGGAACGAGAUCAGCCAUGAUCUGAUCCCCCACCACAUCAACUUAAGUGCUACUUUGAGCGCUGAUGAAUACCAACAGAUCACUGAGAUCAUCAGAGGGGUGAAGGAGAAGGAUUACCAGCGUCUGGACUCCUGCAGCAUUGAGGAAGAGCUCAACAAGGUGAGGGGCCGUUGUCUUCCGACAGCUACAUCAUGCUAAUGUUUUGGUCAGUGCAGACGGCCGUCGAAACAUCUGACGUAAGACAAUGGGUGACGAGGUUCAUAGAAUGUAUAACGGUGAUAUCAUAUCAUAAUUUUGUAUCUUUUAUGAUCAUAAUCACUUUUAGGUAGCAUUCUACUUGAAGAAAACACAAACAGUCAUGAAAACUGGUGUCAGAUAUGAUGUCAUCACGACAACUGACUUUACACUAUCAUGUCUCAAACCAGGAUUAGCUACGACUAUCCAAUGAAUUUUUUUAGUGUCAUAACAGUGCGGUAAAGUGUUACUGAAUGCGGUUUCUCACAGACUGUGUUAGACCAAUCUCUAGAUCUUAUCUAUGCACUUUGAGAUUUGUAUUUCCUCCCCCUUCUCCCCCCUCCUCCCCCUGCUCCCCGUCCUCCUCCCCCUGCUCCCCGUCCUCCUCCUCCUGCUCCCCGUCCUCCUCCUCCUACUCCCCGUCCUCCUCCCCCUUCUCCCCGUCCUCCCCCUGCUCCCCAUCCUCCUCCACCUGCUCCCCGUCCUCCUCCCCCUGCUCCCCGUCCUCCUCCUCCUACUCCCCGUCCUCCUCUACCUGCUCCCCGUCCUCCUCCUCCUACUCCCCGUCCUCCUCCACCUGCUCCCCGUCCUCCUCCCCCUUCUCCCCGUCCUCCUCCACCUGCUCCCCGUCCUCCUCCUCCUACUCCCCGUCCUCCUCCACCUGCUCCCCGUCCUCCUCCCCCUUCUCCCCGUCCUCCUCCACCUGCUCCCCGUCCUCCUCCACCUGCUCCCCGUCCUCCUCCCCCUGCUCCCCGUCCUCCUCCACCUGCUCCCCAUCCUCCUCCACCUGCUCCUCAGGCAGUGCAGGGUACAGGCCUGGCCUUCAUCGCCUUUACAGAGGCCAUGACCCACUUCCCGGCGUCUCCCUUCUGGUCCGUCAUGUUCUUCCUGAUGCUGGUUAACCUGGGCCUGGGAAGCAUGUUCGGAACCAUCGAGGGCAUCAUCACACCCCUGGUGGACACCUUCAAAGUCCGCAAGGAGUUCCUCACAGGUCAGUCAGAGAGAGGGGAUGAAGGAAUAUAUGGUUCAUUAUUUCUCAGUUCACCUUUCUGUGAUUCCUCCUAUCUCCUUGUCUCCUUCUCAAUCUUAAUGGAGAAGGUCCAAGGUCCCUCUCUGACCUUUUUCUUCAGAGAAGAAAAUAUUCAAGGUAUUUAGGAAAAAUUUAACAGAAAGAGCCUAUAUGUCAGUUUGUGGAGGUAGACCUUUCCCACAAUGCAUCCUCAGCUGAGCUCUUGAUGUGUGUUUGCCAUAGUAACUGGUCAAUUAAAUAUUACCCAGGUGUAUGAUGUAUUAUGGCUCUUUGCUCUAAUGCUUCAGGCUCAAUAAUGAUGUCAUAAUACUAACUCUAAUGCAGAGUGUGGCACCAAAGAGAAUGUUUCAUAAUUGUUACAUUUAGUGCAGCAACAUGUUGACAAAUAUUGUGCAUGAAUUCUGUUAACGAGGAUGGCAUUUCUCCCCCUUGCACCGUUUGAUAAUGUCCAUGUUGUCUCCCUCCUGUAACAGUGGGUGUCUGUCUGCUGGCCUUCUUCAUUGGCCUGCUGUUCGUCCAACACUCUGGGAACUACUGGGUGGCCAUGUUUGACGACUACUCCGCCACACUGCCUCUGCUCAUAGUGGUCAUCCUGGAGAACGUGGCUGUUGCUUGGGUCUAUGGGACUGACAAGUAUGUGCAAUACAUGUCAAAUCAUAUACAGAAUGGCAGUAAUCUGUGGUUGCCAAAGUCAACACAGUCUAAACUGUGUACCAUUAUGUAUUCUCACCUCCUGUGGUGGUAUCCCGUCCCCGUCUCCUCCUCCUCCUCCCCAGGUUCUUUGAGGAUCUGAAGGACAUGCUGGGCUUCACUCCGUUCCGGUUCUACUACUACAUGUGGAAGUACGUGACCCCCCUGCUGCUCAUCCUGCUGCUGGGCUCCAGUGUGAUCCAGCUGGGAAUGACCCCACCCAGCUACAGCGCCUGGAUCAAGGACCUAGUGAGUCGCCUCUCGACUGUGGUCUCUCUUUGGUGCAACUGGAAAAAGGCCAAAACACAGUAUUUCAGUUUAAUGGACUAUUGUUUCAGUCAAUGGGAUGUGCAAGAUUUUAUUCCACUCCUACCUGGCAUCUUCUUCUUGUCUCCUUUCCUUUAUCCACACCGAUUUGUAAUAUACCUGGAACAGUCAUGUUAGCUACACCAAUAGGAGCAGUCACUUGAUAAGCGCUUUGCCAUGUUAGCUUCACCAAUAGGAACACUCGAUAUACGCUUUGCCAUGUUAGCUUCACCAAUACUCCACUGUUGGAUUAUCAAGAUCAGAAAUGUAAAGGCAAUUUCCUAUUGAGCCGACAUAUGCAGGAGUUUACCGUGAAUGCAGUCUCCGCUAACGUGGGAACAGUGAUUUUAAAUUUCAAUCACGUUGUAACGCUGAACUUCCGCGAUAUGGAUUGAAUAGAGCCCUUAGACUUAAGACAAGAGGACUUCACACUUAAACUCGUUUUAAGAUGCAACCUAUUAUCACGAGGCCAACUUGCUGUCCCAUGGUUUUUGUGUCAGUAUCAGUGUCACUGUGUUUACCUGUCUGGUAUCCUUGGUGACCGGUUGUAACAUUCCAGUCGUAGCUGUACUCUAGUCAGAACCUUGAUAAACCUUCUUCAUCCCCUCCAGGCCAGUGAGAAGUCUCUGAGCUACAAUAAUAAACAGUAGUAGUAGUAUACAGCAUUACAGUAGUAGUAGUAUACAGCAUUACAGUAGUAGUAGUAUACAGCAUUACAGUAGUAGUAGUAUACAGCAUUACAGUAGUAGUAGUAUACAGCAUUACAGUAGUAGUAGUAUACAGCAUUACAGUAGUAGUAGUAUACAGCAUUACAGUAGUAGUAUUACAGGGAUGUAGCUCAGUUGGUAGAGCAUGGCAUUUGCAACGCCAGGGUUGUGGGUUCGAUUCCAGUAAAAAAAAUAAAAAUGUAUGCACUCAUUAACUGUAAGUGGCUCUGGAUGAGAGCGUCUGCUAAAUGACUAAAAUGUAAAUGUGGUAACCUCUAACCUCCCUGUCUCCCCCUCCAGGCCAGUGAGAAAUCCCUGAGCUACCCUCCGUGGGGUCUGGCAGUCUGCAUCUCCCUGGUGGUAA
Coregonus sp. 'balchen' is the source of this 21789-nucleotide messenger RNA. The record is from the annotation of a GenBank genome assembly. Lineage: Eukaryota; Metazoa; Chordata; Actinopteri; Salmoniformes; Salmonidae.